GCCUCCCCUCUAGAGAGAGAGAGAGAGAGAGCAGGAACCCCGGAAACUUUAGGAGUAUAGGAAAUAUACGGCAUGGAACGACGCACCGGACAUCGGCUAUCGGCGCUGCUGGGUUGGACGCUACUGUUGUGUGCGCUGAUCGCGGAACGUGGAGUGGAUGGCCAGUUCCAGAAUGUACCGAACCAGUGCACGGUUCAGGUCGGCGGGGACCUGAUGAAGCAGCUCGGCCGGAUGACGGCGGGCCGCCAGCUGACGUGCGACAACACCUGGACGACGCUGCUGCUGACGUUUCACGAAACGCGCAAGAACCUGACCGGGUGUCUGGAGCGCGAGCAGCGCAACGCCAACGACGAACCGUCGACCACCUUCUGCCAGACGCUGCUGGACGACGCGAAGCGCCAGGCGCAGCAGGAACGGGCCAAGCUAUCGGCCGACGCGGACCGGAGCGCGCAGGCCGUCCAGCUUGACCUGAACAAGGUGCGCGACGAAGCCCGCAAGGUGCAGACCGAGCUGGACGCGGUGAAGCGCGAGCGGCGCGAGUACUGCCUGGAGCUGGUCGUGACCAACAUCGGCAUCGGCGACGCGAAGCAGGCCCACAAGUACCACGCACUCUACACGCAGGGCCAGCCGGCCGACCGGAAGGCGUACGAGGAGAUGGUGCAGUUCGUGUACCGGAAGGUCGAGUACCAGAACGUGCGGGUCGGCUACAUGCUCGACUUUGCGCGCCAGCUGAACGACCCGAACAUGCGGCUCCUGAUCUACGAGAAGCUGCACGAGCAGAUGCUCAAGCGGCCCAACAUACCCGAGCAGGAGGGCCUAGCGGUCGUCCUGGCGUUCGACGCGCUCGACGCGACGACCGACGCGCCGGCCCUGAAGCCCCAGCUAGAGGCGCUCUACAUGAAGGCGUACGAUCCGAUCAUCAAGCGCUGGAAGCAGCAGCUCACGGUCGGUGAGUGGCGUGCGGUCGCCAUGUUCGCCCACGCGUACUCGCAGUACUUCAAGCGCAUCCAGACCCAGCUCCUGACGGUCGACGCCAACGUGUGGAAGUCGAUGGACUUCUCCAAGUUCCUGCUCACCAUCAACACCGUACCGACCUCGGACCUUCGCCUCGAGUCGUUCCGGCUGGUGUUCGAGCAGGUGAAGCGCUACAACAAGGACAACCCGGACACGCACCUGAAGGCGCUGGCUCGCGAGACGGAGGUCUUCCAGCGGUUCAUCGAGCGCAAGAAGCUUGGCCAGGAGGCGCAGGACCACCUGACGAAGGUGAAGGAAAUGUUCAAGGGCUUAGGGAAGAACAAGGACUACGACCACUACCUGAAGGAGGCCAAGGCCAACGCCAAGGGCCGCAGGCGUUAGGCCCGAGAGCGCGCCCGAGUACACACCGCAGGCGUACCGACGUUAAGGGCAAAAGGGCAAUAAAGCAUCUGCAACUAUAGA
Anopheles cruzii is the source of this 1437-nucleotide messenger RNA. RefSeq lists its product as uncharacterized. The coding region runs from base 73 to 1356 and encodes 427 amino acids. The record is from RefSeq and is a predicted model, not a curated record. The transcript has a single exon. Lineage: Eukaryota; Metazoa; Arthropoda; Insecta; Diptera; Culicidae.